AUGAUGGGAAUCAAGAAUUACAGGUCCGAAGAGGAGCACUUGCUCUCUCUAUUGGACAAAGAACAGGGCCCGUUUGCGCGAGUCUCCCCGCAGGAGGAUCCCGUCAUUUUCUAUAGUCCGACGUACGAACGCAAGCUUUUAAUGGAGUACGGUUGCGAUUUUGGCGGUGAGUCGUCGUCGCCCGAUCAUCAGAAUGCCCGUGACGACGAGGAGGAGCAGGCGCUUUUCAUAAAGCGGGAACAGAAACUCGAUCCGUCGUGGUUCAUGUCGCCAUCAGAGUCCGAAGACGUUCCGUCCAUCCACUCGACGACUCCGGAAUUGCCGAUUAUCAGACAGAAGAAGCACGUCACCGCGUCGUCCCGAUUCAACCCGUAUUCGAGCGGUCCUCUCGUCAAAGUAAGUUAUCUUUAUCGAUCCUUUCCUAUUUGAUUGUUUACUCAUGGAUUUUGAUUGCGAAAUUUCUUGUUUACCGUGUUAUUUUCUUGCUAUUUUGCUCAGUUUUUCAACAAAUUUCGCGAAAAAUCCGAGUAAACUGCCAACGGUAAGCCAUCCCAACCCAUCGCAAUUCACUGACAAUUUGCCUAUUUGCCAACGUUUCAGGAGCCGUGUUCUAUGAGAAACUUCCGCGGAAACCACCACUAUAGAGACGAAGUAAACAUGAAUAUGAAUACAUACCAAGUUUUAACCCCUCCCACUAGGCUCCCACAUCUGAUCAAUUUCCGAACAAUCCAUAGUAAUUCGUGCAUUUUUCAGUCUCCGAAACGAGGACGUCCGUCGAAGGCGACGAGCAACACGAAGAUGGCCAACUACGCGCGCAACUACCGUGAACAAAAGAAAAAUGAGAUGGCGACGAUGCAGAUGAGGAAUCAGGAGCUCGAGGCGGAAGUCAAACUGCUGCUCGAGGAGAACUCUCAGAUGAAGAAGACAUUGGUGCGCGCGACGGAGGAGAUCCAGCAGCUGAAGAAGGUGAUCGACCAGGACUCGCAGAUCGCGCGCGUCGUCGCCAACAUGGGCGGCGCGCAGAGCAACGAGUUGACGCUCGGAGCCCGCCCGGGCGUCUGCGUGCACGUCGGAUCGCUCGGCACGACCGUCGAGGUGUGCAAGGCGUGCGCCGACAACAACAAGGAGCGGCUCGACUCGAAGUUCAAGGUCGACGAGGAGCUCGAGCUCUUCGACGGUGACUUCACUGCUUUCGAUCGGUUUUUGAACUGCUGAACGCUGCACUGUUUAGUAUAGUUAUUAUUCUAGCAUUCGAGUACCCGUCUCCCCCAUUUUCUGUGAAAUUUGGGCAUUUUUUUGGCCAAAUUGGCAUUUUAAACGCAAAAUACCGGUGAAUAUAUUUCACAAAAACCUCCCAUUUCUAAAACUGCCCCUUUGCUUUGUAAUUUUUCUGAAGAUUCUGACAUUUAUCCCCAAAAAAAUGCCAAAAUUCUCGAAAAAUCCCCAAAAAAUAAGCCUCCCAUUGAAACGUGUCAUUAGCCGAGAUAUGAAAAAUAAUUCCCUCUUUUCUAAUUAUUCUCGCGUUUUCCCAUCGAUUCUCUAAUCCAUACACAUCUAGGACAAGCUCGCUUUGCUGUAAAUUCCGGAUUCUCCACCCAUUUUCCAUGUUAACCCAUCAAAUUUUACCUUUCGUUGUUCUUGAUUCUUGAAGUUGUUGAAAUUUUUCCAUUCUCUUUCUCCUCUUUCUUCCCUCAAAAAAUGUGUUAAAAUAAAGAAAAAAAAAUCAAAAAGUUAUAUAACUUGCCCAUUUUUCUUGAUUUUUUGUAUCUCAACGUUUUGUAACGUUAUCCAUUCUUCGAAGGGGUCUCCCUCGCACUUUUAAACCAUUCUUUGCAGAAAUCACUCCACAAUACUCCUGGGAAAGGUACGACGAAGCCGCGAGAAUGUCGACGACGCAAUUCGUGCAGAUUGUGGUGGAGUACUCGGAGGAGACGGCGUGCUCGCCGAGCCCCUCAACUUCCAACUCCUCCUCCGGCUCUUCUACGCCAAAAAGCUCCGCUUCGGCUCCCAAACCCUCGAAAACGUCGAGAAAAUCCUCAAUGUGGCGCCAGUCGUCGCGAAAAUCUCUGACCGGUACGAGAAUCGGCACGUGUCGAGGCUACCAAUUGUGGAAAUUACAGCGGGUAGAGCAAAGUAUGCUAAGAAGUAUACUAGCGCCUCGUCGUCCUCCUCGAAAAUGCGACUCGUGAAGUAUAAGGUGGUUUAAAUCGCGCUUUUGGCCCGAAAUUUUGGAAAAGCUUGAGAGAACCUCACAAAUUUCAUCAAUUUCAUUGAUUUCGACCCUGCUCGGACGAUUUUAAUGGAAUUUUCAAUGGUUUUGAGCCGCAACCUGUGUGAAAGCCGUAAUUUUCAUCGAUUUUUGAGCAAUUUAACUGCAAAUAACCCCAUUUUUCCCCUGAAUUUCCACUCCAAAUCAUAAUUUUGGCCGUAUCUGUAGAUUGAUAAACAACACCAAGAGCGGUUAGCAGCCAGCAAGGCACGCGUUGAACGGUUGCAACGAGAAAGAGAGGAGUUGCUCGCAGGGAACAGCCAGCUCGCAAUUAUGGUAGGUUACAGUAAGAAUGUUUUCCCAUCCUAAAUGAUUUCUAUUUCAGUGUGAGUCGGUGACGACGAGUGCGAGAUCACUGCGCGAAUCGUACGAACGGCAGAGAUCCGUCUAUCGGGCGAUAAUUUCGAGCGCGGCUCUUCUGGAGCACGUGGUCGUGGAGCCGGCGGAAGGAGAAGACGGAGAGGAGGCGGAAGACGAGGGAUUCAUCGGAACCAUCUAUUAUUGA
This is a messenger RNA of Caenorhabditis sp. 36 PRJEB53466, 2774 nucleotides long. Lineage: Eukaryota; Metazoa; Nematoda; Chromadorea; Rhabditida; Rhabditidae. The record is from the annotation of a GenBank genome assembly.